Messenger RNA from Vespula vulgaris, 747 nucleotides. RefSeq names its product U11/U12 small nuclear ribonucleoprotein 35 kDa protein-like. The coding region runs from base 119 to 652 and encodes 177 amino acids. Gene Ontology annotation, molecular function: snRNA binding; mRNA binding. Gene Ontology annotation, biological process: mRNA splicing, via spliceosome. NCBI's taxonomy places the organism in Eukaryota, Metazoa, Arthropoda, Insecta, Hymenoptera, Vespidae. Gene Ontology annotation, cellular component: precatalytic spliceosome; U12-type spliceosomal complex. The record is from RefSeq and is a predicted model, not a curated record. The transcript is spliced from 4 exons.
UUCAAAUAAUAUUUUCGAUUGAGUCGUAUAGAUGGCAGUGCAUUUGCGCGUUCAUUUCUUUCUUCUCGAAAGUAACGUUUAUAAAGUGUUUAUCGAAAUAAAUUAACAAUAAUUUGUAAUGGAACAAUCUCUGCAAAAUUGGUCACCUUAUGCGAUAGAAUACGAUCCUUUAAAAGCUGGUAGUAUCGAUGGAACCGAUACGGAGCCUCACGACAAAGCUGUAAGUCGAGCUAUGCAAGCUCAUUAUGAACCUCCUCAUGGUUUGAAAUCUAAGCCUGAAAGAACGUUGUACGUAGCUAGAUUUGGACCGAAGAUAACCAAGCAAGAUUUAAAAGAGUUUUUUUCUAGAUACGGAGAAGUUAUAUCAGCAAAAGUUAUAGUAGAUAUAGUUACUGGUCUUUCACAAGGUUAUGGUUUUGUAGAAAUGAGAAACGUAGACGAAGCUAAAAGAGUAGUAAGACGUUGUUCUGACGCGACGCUGAAAGGAUAUCAAAUUUUUGUAGACUUCGAAUGCAGUCGUAUUAUGAAGGGUUGGAAACCUAGAAGAUUAGGAGGUGGCUUUGGCGGUAAGAAAGAAUCCGGUCAACUUCGUUUUGGUGGAAGAAACAGACCUUUCAAAAAGCCGAUAGUACCAAACAUUAUAAAAUCAUGAUUUUGAUUCUACAUAUCUAAUAUAUGUACAUAGUUAAAAGACACAGAAGUAACUUUGACGAUUUUCUAUAAUAAUAAUAACAAUAAGUUAAAUUG